This is a messenger RNA of Biomphalaria glabrata, 13125 nucleotides long. RefSeq lists its product as uncharacterized. Gene Ontology annotation, cellular component: protein-containing complex; plasma membrane. The record is from RefSeq and is a predicted model, not a curated record. Gene Ontology annotation, biological process: heterophilic cell-cell adhesion; establishment or maintenance of epithelial cell apical/basal polarity; Notch signaling pathway. The transcript has 74 exons. Gene Ontology annotation, molecular function: calcium ion binding; Notch binding. Bases 900 to 12443 code for a protein of 3847 amino acids. NCBI's taxonomy places the organism in Eukaryota, Metazoa, Mollusca, Gastropoda, Planorbidae.
AACGUCGUAGAGAAGAAAAAGUCAUAAAAACCUGUUUUACAUUGUUUUAGGAAUAUAUGACCGUAUCACCGGCUUCGUCGAAUUGGGAUCCUAGUAUUGGGCGUGGCUGUAUGGACCUAGACAAUAGGAGUAACCAUGUGGAAAAGACCUGUGAAAUUGUGCGGUAAUUAUGUCACCAGCUUGAAUUAUCAUUACAAUGGUGAAUUUAUUUCCAUGUGAGCCACAUAUUGUGUUGGUGCUAAUUCAGUUGAUAUAUUCUGACAUGAUCAGGAAGUGAGCACACAGUUUACAGUGAAACUGAGCAGUCUAGACAGUGGCGUCGUAACAAUACACUCGUGUGACAUAGUUUCUAUGUUUAUAAACGAAAAGCUCAAAGCAACGAAUUCAUGUGUUUGACAAUGCAAUGUAAACUCUAGAAUAAAUGGAACAUAUAAUGUAGACAAUGAACUAUUGUCGUUUUGUUUUUGUAAGAAGAUGGACGAUUCAUUAUAGUGAAUUACAUAGCGACGUAUAGUUCUAGGCCCACCUGAGAGCUCAUAGCGUCUAUGAACAUAUUAAAAAACAUUAUUUUAUUGUGCUUCGACUUCUUCCUACUGAUAAGCGUAUCUUAAGGAAAGGAGUGAGACAUUACACGAUUCUAAAGAUAGCACAUCUAAAUAUCAACAUCAGUCAUCUACUUUCACGUACUAACACUGGGUGUCAUCUUUUUUGACAAAUUCACAGCAAUUUUGCUGUGUAAAAUGAAUAUGGCUAGAUAAGACUACGGGUCUAUUUGCCCAAAACGUACGUUAGAAGACACACCCAACAGUAUGACUGAGGUAGCUCUGUGAUUCGCCAAGAGAAAUAGUGAUGUGUAUAUAGUAAGGAACAUUUGUGUGUAGAUUUUAAUUACCAUCAUCAUGUUUUUGUUCAACAUUUUCUGGAUUUCAUCAUUGAUUCUGACCAUUGAUACAGAAACAAGGAUAGAUAUAAAGUUGGAAUGUCAAGUAGGUUGGACUCUAAUCGGUCAAAAGUGCUAUAAACUUUAUUCUGAUCCUGUCUCCUGGACAACAGCUGAUCGUGUCUGCAAAAGCUACGGAGCUUCUUUGGCUGCUCCCAUUGACUAUUGGGAAAAUGAAGAUGUUGGCAACUUUGGUACGAAAACAAACAUUGCCCAGUUUUGGAUUGGUGCCAACCGCAUUGGAUUCCUUCCAAAUAAUAUCAGAAACAUGUCUUUCAAUGGGAUGGCUGAUGCCCAAAUGUGGGUGGGGCACUGGUAUAUAGAUCAACCUGUAUUUCAGGAUGGAGACUGUGUGAGUUUAUUACAAGAUCAAAGAGGGCUACACAAGUGGAAGUUUAGUCCUUGUGAAAGUAAAUUUCCCUACAUUUGUCAAAGACCAGUCUGUUCUGUUGGAAGUUUUCAUUGCAACAAUGGUCAAUGUCUCAAUCCAAGCCUAAAGUGUGACCUGUUUGAUGACUGUGGAGAUAGUUCUGAUGAAAUUGAUUGCCCAAAUCUAUGUCAUUAUGUCUAUAAAGUGUCAGGACCUUCAACCUAUUCCUACCCAAUGCAGGGUAUGACUAAUCUAAUCAACCUUGAAUGCUCAUGGAGACUUGAAGGAGAACUAGGCUAUAAUUUAGAGUUGAAGAUUGAUUCUAUGGAACUAGAAGAUGGUAAAGACGAAGUGAUACUUCUAGAAGGAGGUCUUACUGAGAGUAACUCUGUAGAGCUAGAGCGUCUAAGUGGGCGUCUUUCUUCACCUCAAUUAUUUUACAGUUCUAAUAAUGUGAUGAUAGUCAAAUUAAGAUCAUACAAUGCUGGCAGCAUUACAAAAUUUCAAUUUACUGUUAACCAAGUAAAAUAUCCUAACCUUCAGGCUGUCAAUAUAUUGAAUGCUACAAAUAAUUGGCAAGUGUUUGAGUUUCCAUUUUAUAAUCAUUACCAAUUGGGUAACCAAGAUUAUAUUUAUGUUAUACAAGCAGAAAAUCCACAUCAAAUUGUCACUUUAGAGAUUCUAGAUUUGGACUUGCCUCCUGGGUCUACAGCCAUAUUUAGAGAUGGAGAUGAUGUUGCUAGCCCUUUACUUGCAAAAUUGGAAGGAACAUACAAAGGCAAUGGUAUUAUAGUAUCAACAACACGAAACUUGUACACAUCUCUACAGACAAUUCAAGGGAGCAGAAACAGGGGUCUUAAGAUUCAAUAUAGACAAGGUUGUGACAUAGUCAUUUCACAGUCCACUGGAUAUAUAAGUUUUGAAUACACCAAUGGACUAACCUGUAAGUUUCAAGUUACAGCUGGUGUCCCUGUGACUAUCAGAUUUGAAAAAAUGAGUUUGGUUUCCUCUGAUGUCUUGAAAAUUCUGGAUGACCAACAAAGAGUUUUACAAAACUAUUCAGUAUCCAAUGCUCCAGGGCUGACAAGAAUCAAUAAUGGAACAUUUACUGUAACAUAUUUGUCUUCAUCAACACUGAGAUCAGCUGGGUUCAAUUUGACUUAUUCAUUAGAUUGCCCUAAGCUGAACCUUAGCAGUGAAACAUUGAUCCAAGGAGCUCUGGGUAACUACUAUGGGGCUAGUUUUAAUGUUACUUGUCAGACUGGCAGUCAAUUUUAUCAAGUGGAACAUAGAAAUAAAACUUCAGUCAAACUGACUUGUGGAGCAUAUGGAGCAUGGAAUGUGCAGACAACUCCAAGCUGUCAAAGAGUGUAUUGUCCAGUGGCACCCAAUCUCAGCAAUGGCUAUGUUUUCAACUCUACUGGUAUUUUGGCAUUUGGAGAUACAGUCACCUAUAGAUGUUAUUCUGGGUUUACAAUUCAAGGACCUGAUUCAGUGACAUGUGGCUCUGAUGGAAAGUGGUCUCCAAUACCAACAUGUCAAGCAACACAGUGUCCUCCACCUCCAGCUCCACCAGCUAAUGGUAAUCAGACCAUAAUAGGCUCUGGAACAUCUUUUGGCUCUGUGAUACGCUAUUCCUGCAACGAAGGUUAUGAUCUUAUUGGUCAGACAACUCUGUUUUGUGACUCAAGUUUUAAUUGGAAAGGAAUAGUUCCAACUUGUCAACGCUUGACAUGUCUGUUCAGCAAUUUAACAAAUGAACAAAUGGUCACAUCAAAUAUAGCAUUCAUUGGGGAUAAAAUAACUUUGACCUGUAAACAAGGCUAUGAAAUAUUUCCAUCCGGAGACGGAUCAAUGACCUGUGGUGUAGACAGACAGUUUUCUCCUGUUUAUUCCUGUCAAGACAUCAAUGAAUGCAAGAAUAAUCCAUGUGCACAGAUCUGUACCAACACUCCUGGAAGCUACACUUGUGAUUGUCUUCCUGGUUAUCAACUUCAAGGCUCUCAGUGUACAGAUAUUGAUGAGUGCAAACAGUCUCCAUGCCAACAAAACUGUAUCAAUGCAAAUGGCUCCUAUAGAUGUACCUGUCAAGCAGGCUAUUCUCUGUUCACUAGUGAUGGUACUGAGGGAUAUAGGAUACCAUCUUCUGAGACUGGACUUUUGCCUGGUGAUGUCUACAGACUAAACCAUUCAUGUGUUGCUGUUGUAUGCCCUCUGCCUCCCAUCAUUCUCAACUCUAAUCAGUUGACCAGAAAGACAAGUUAUCGCUUCAAUGACACUGUGCGCUACAGAUGUAACCUUGGUUAUAAGCUUCAGGAUCCUCGUUCUGACUUCUUAACUUGUAGUGAAAACAAAACAUGGCUUGGACCAAACAUCAUGUGUUCCAAAGCCACAUGUGCCAUUGAUCCUGUGCCAAAUAAUCUGGUCAAUCCAGGUAAUAUCUCACAGAGCUUAGGCAACAUUUCUUUCGGAGAUGAAAUUAUUAUCCGCUGCACUGUUCCAGGUUCCAAGUCCCCUGCUUUUACUAGAAAAAGAAGAUGCUCUCUUAUAAAUGGGGAAUAUAAACUUGAUGGUAGCCCUAGUGACUAUGAAUGUGGAUUAAUAUCUUGCGGGAAACCCAAAGAUGAGCCUGGCAGCCAAUACUCAAGUUUAACUUCCUAUUAUUAUGGGGAUAGUUUUAUCUUUAGUUGCAAUGGAAACUUCACAUUAAGUGGCAUGAGCACAUUAACUAGGAAUGCUACAGUCCAAUGCACUGCUCAAGGCACUUGGGAUUUUGGAAACUUGUCUUGUACAGGUGUACAGUGUAGUGACCCUGGUCAGCCAUAUUUAGGGUAUCAAAACAUUAGUGACUACAGAGAAGGUCAAAAUGUCUUCUUUGCUUGUAAAAAUCCUGGCUAUGAACUGCAGCCUCCAUGGCCUCUGUCUUGCAUGUUUGAUUCUUCUGGAGUCCCUAAAUAUAAUGCAACUUUACCACGCUGUGUUGAUGUAAUAAAGCCAACUAUAAGUAACUGUCCCACCAGCAGGCUGGUAGCCAAUACUGGUCAGUCACUUUCAAGUAUUGUACCUAGGCUGAUUUACCAAGAUAAUGGUGGCAUCAAGAGAAUUACUGUUAGCCCUGCAUACCCCUCCAGUAACUACUACAUCCAGAGAAGUAGUGACACAAAGAGUUUUACAUAUACAGUUUGGGAUCAUGACAGCAACACAGAAUCCUGUAACAUAACAGUGGUUGGACGAGAUUACGUUCCACCAAACAUAUUUUGUCCUUCCUAUGAAUAUAAUUUUACCAACUCUUCCAACCUGAUCACAACCAACUUCAAUGCUAGCAAUGUCAUGGUGUCAGACAACAUCACUCCAGCUAGCCAACUAGUGGUUACAUUUUCUAGCCCUUCCUACACUUUUGACCCAAACAGAAUGCUGUCCCCUUCAUUCCCACCAACCCAUUACCAAACUUUACAAGCCUUCGUCACAGAUGAAGCUGGUAACUCAGCCUCUUGUAUUUUUGGACUUUUCUACAAGCCCGACAUUUGUAGUCCUUUUUCACUAAGAAAGAAUCUGACUGGUACUACUGGUACACCUAACUGUACAACUAAUGGUCCAGGGUACACUUGCACCAUCACUUGUAAAAAUGGCUAUGGUCUGUAUAGUGAUAUCACUAAAACAUCCCAAACUAUUAGCUGUUCUGGUCCUGGUCAACCAUUCACACCAGAUGCUGAUGUCAAAUGUAUUGACAAAGCUUCAGACUCCAGCAGAGCAAGUUAUCACAUGGUGUAUAAUUUUGUUUACAAUGGGACUAAUGUUAGCAACAGUUGCAGAUCUAGUUAUCAAAGUGUCAUCCAAAAUGUACUGAACAAUUUAAAUUUGUAUAAAAAUAUCACAAAGCCUUGUGAAGUAAAUAGCAAUCAGCCAACUCAGACAGCCAAAAUAGAGUUAGGACAGAUGAAUAUUGAUGAGAAACAGCAACUGAUACAGGUCCAGUAUUUGAUCAAUUUUGACAGACAGGGAUGGCCAAGUUAUGCCUUCUGUGCAGCAGUUAUAGAACCUUUCUUUAACAAUUUGUGUCAUUGGUAUCCUCUUUUAUGUGACUUUACACCUCUGCAGUGUGAACAUUUUACUUUUGUUAAUCAAACUAAAAACUUCAGUUUCUUCUGUCCUGAUCCAUCAAACAAGCUAAUUGUUGAUUCUGUAGCAACUGAAGGAUAUUGCUUGGGCUGUUUGGAAGGAACUUAUAGAGUGAAUGAUAAAUGUUUCCCAUGUCCACGGGGUACAUUCUCUAAUGGAUCUAAUGCUUCCCAGUGUACUAAAUGUCCACCCAAUACUUCAACAUACACAGAAGGAGCCAUUACGGAUAAAGAGUGUGUUGCUGAGUGCGUUUCUGGUUCCUUUUCCUCUUCUGGUCUACCCCCGUGUCAACUGUGUCCCAAGAAUACAUAUUGGGCAAAUGCAACAACAUGUUUGGCAUGUCCUGAUAAGUAUUUGACCUUAUCUAAUGGAACACAUAGAAGAGAGCAAUGUCGAGCUAUUUGUCCAGUAGGCUAUUUUAAUGAAAUUGAUGGACAUGUUGAUUGUAAGCCAUGUCCCAAACAUACAUACUCUGACAAAGAAGGUAUGACCAGCUGCAUCUCAUGUGACUCAGACACUGUCACCCUUAGUGAUGCCAGCACCAGCGUGACACAGUGUUUGACCUUGACAUCAACCAAUUGUUUCAACAGCUGUCGGAAUGGAAUGUGUCGCUCUUUAUUUCCCCAUGUCUAUUCAUGUGUCUGCAAUGACGGUUUUACUGGUGAAAAUUGCACUGAAGCAUUUGAUCCAUGUCAAUCAACACCUUGUCAAAAUAAUGGUACAUGUACCAGCAGCAAUGCUAACUUCACAUGUUCCUGUCUUCCAGGAACCACUGGACCAACAUGUGAGACAAUCCUGCCAACCUGCACUCCAAAUUCUUGUUCAAAUAGUGGAUCUUGUGAAAACCUCAUCAGUAUGUCAAAGUGUCACUGCUUUCAGGGUUAUAAAGGUCAAAGAUGUGAAAUAACAGAAGAUCUUUGCAGAUCUCAGCCUUGUGCCAAUGGUGGUGUUUGUAUCUCAUUAGGCCUAAGAUAUGUCUGCAACUGUACUGAUGGUUGGACUGGUGUCAACUGUAAUCUGAAUAUUGAUGACUGCUUUGCUCGACCCUGUCGAAAUAAUGGAACUUGUCUUGAUGGUCAAGGUGUAUCUAAUUGUAACUGUGCUACAGCCCUGGGCUAUGAAGGCACAUAUUGUGAACAACGUAAAACUUACUGCAAUUCUGUCAACUGUGGACCAGGAGCAGUUUGUGUAGAAGAUGAAAUCAAUUCUACAUACAUUUGUGUGUGUGAUGAAACAACACAAUAUAAUUCAUCCUCCAAGUCCUGUGUUCCCAAAGAUUUCUGUGCAUCAAAUCCCUGUCAAAAUAAUGGUAGAUGUUUCCCCACGGCUACUUCCUAUCAAUGUCAGUGCACGGCAGGCUAUGAGGGCUCGCAGUGUCAACACAAUACUGACGACUGUAAGAACUUUCCUUGUAAAAAUGGAGGGUUGUGUUUGGAUGGUCUCAACUCCUUCACCUGUAACUGUAAUAACACAGGAUAUGAAGGCUCUUUCUGUGACAGUAAGAUCAAUUAUUGUUCAAGAAAUCCCUGUCAGAAUGGAGGUCAGUGUGUGAAUCUUAUCCAUGGCUAUCAAUGUCAUUGUCUUGCUGGGUGGACAGGAAACAAUUGUUCAGUCAAUAUUAAUGAUUGUGACUCUCAACCUUGUCUCCAUAAUGGUCAAUGUAAUGAUUCUAUUAAUGGUUACACAUGCCAGUGCCCUAGUGGAUGGACUGGCAAAAACUGUGAAGAGGAGAUGGAUCAGUGUGCACUGCAACCUUGUGGGAAUGGAGCUAGUUGUCUACAAUUGUUUAAUGACUUUUUUUGCAGUUGCAAAUCCAACACAUUUGGUAAGAAUUGUAGCCUUAGUGCUUCUGUUUGUCAAGUAACAAAGCCAUGUAUGAAUAGUGGGACUUGUCUUGAGCACAAUGGAGAUGUGCUUUGUGACUGCCCAAUAAGCUACACUGGAGAUAGGUGUGAAUUACAGAAAAAUUUCUGCUCCAAUGACUUGGGUGUAUGUUUAAAUGGCGCACAGUGUCAGUCAAAGUUAGAUGGCUAUCAAUGUCAGUGUCAUAAAGGAUACACUGGAAAUAAUUGUGAAAUCAACAUUAACUCUUGCAACACUGCCAACUGUGUGUCUGGUUCCAACUGUAUUGACAUGGAGGACAGAGCUUACUGUAGAUGUCCUCUUUCUAGAGAAGGACAGUUGUGUGAUCAAAAUUGGAAUCAGGACUUUGAUCUCUUCUUUGAUCAGCAACAGAAAAAUGCUAUGGCUUAUCUUCCUUAUCCUAUAACUCUAAGUAGUACAUCAUUCAGUUUAGCUUUUUGGGUUCAAUUUGGAAAGAGGGGAGAUACAGGAACACUCAUCUCUAUCUUUAAAGUUCCAAAAUCUAACAGUUUGAAAAACAAAACUCCAUUCUUAUGGAUUGAUGAGACAUCUGUUUACUACAAUGACAAUGAAACCAGUACAGUCACAAUUAAACAUGACAUUAACUAUCAUGAGGAUGGCAAGUGGCAUUAUCUAGUGGUCAAUGUGAAUGGUGCCACAGGGGAAUUACAUUUCAUCGUUGAUGUGGUCAGCAGUUUGCCUGCCAAGAUUUCAAGAGUGUCUUUCAAUCUCAAUUUGUGGUUUGUGCUGGGAAGCAGCUAUGAUCCUGUCAGUGAUUCUGUUGUGGCUGGACAAGGUUUCUAUGGCAAGUUGUCACAUUUGACAGUCUAUUCACGAGAGCUACUACAUCGAGAAGAGGUAACAAUUGAAGGAAAUAACAAUGUCUCUGCCUUAUUUUCUAACUCCAUUUUGAGGUGGAGCUCAGAGUUCAGGUAUUCUGUUGGAGUCAGAAGAAUGACUCCAUCACUGGCAGAUAAAAGUUGCCAAUUUGGAUUUACUAACUAUCCUGUGUGUGAUAUAUAUGAAAAAGGCAAAAAUAAAGUAGCUGUUGUCAGUGGUUCCUGUCCAGAUGAUAUUCUGCAAUACAGUGCAAGUCGUUUAACAAAGGUUUCUUGGAAGUCACCAGUAUUCACUGGUCAAGCAACAGUAAACUCAUCAAUAGUUUCAGGGGACAUUUUUGUUUGGGGUAAAUAUCCAGUCAUUAUACAAGCUUCAAACAAUGAUGGAAAUACUGCUCUGUGUAUUUUUAAUAUUUAUGUUCAAAAUGAUCAAUGUGAGACUCCAGACAAGCCUGCUAAUGUGGAAGUGCUCCAGUGUUCUCCUAGUCUUUAUGAAAACUACAAACAGUGUGGGGCUACUUGUAUCAAUAACACAGCCCCAUCAAUACCAAGCCCACUAAUACAUACUUGUGGUCCAGUAGGCAACUGGGAUCCACUUCAUAAGUUUGAUCCUUAUAGAAUAUCACCCUGUGGAGCUAUUAGCCAGCCUAAGAAUCAACUUAUUAUAAGUAUGAUGUACACUGUGCCAACAACUGAAUGUGGACCAGUUCGUAGUACAUUAAUUGCUGAACUUCUCAAAACACAAAGAAUGUUAAAUUCUCAAUGGGACCAAGUCUGUCUCACAAGCAACUGCUCUGACACAAUCAUUUCAGUCAACUGCUUGAACAAUCGCAGGAAGCGUCAGACCUCACAUUCCAUGAACCUUGAAGCUAUUCUUACCUUAAAUGAUAUACUCAAUCAAGUAUCAAGGCGUGAUGAUCCCAGUAUUAAACAACAGACUGAAGAAUUAUACAAAAAUCUGAUACAACAGAUGACUAACAAUGUUUUUAAUUAUUCUAAUCUGGUCUCUGAUGCUUCACCUGUUGGUUUCAAUAUUAAAUUUGAACCUCAGUGUUCACCUCCUACAGUGUUUCACAGUUUCAAUGGGCUGAAUCAAUGUGUUGACUGUGGACCAGGAACAUUUUACAAUGCAUCUGCUAAAGAAUGUCAGUUCUGUCCCAUUGGUACAUAUCAAUCUCAGUCAGGACAGACAAGUUGUACAAAUUGUAGUGGCAGCAGUACAACUCAACAAGUUGGAGCUUAUGACAGCUCUAGCUGCAAAACCAAAUGUCCUCCUGGCCAGUACUUUGUUAAUAUUUACAAUGACUGUAAGAACUGUAGUAUAGGAUACUACCAACCAUUACCGGGACAGUUUAAAUGUUUAGACUGCCCAGCAAAUACAACCACUAAAUAUACUGGUAGUGUGGCUUACACUGAUUGCUCUAAUGAUUGUCCACCUGGGCAAGAAAUAGGAUCAAGCAAUAAUUGUACACCCUGUGCAGUUGGUUUUUAUAGAGGAGUCAAUGAUCCACAUUGCCAGAGAUGCCCAGCUGGAUUGCUUACUUUAAAUAUGUCAAGUACUUCUCUAGCAGAUUGUGUUUAUGCUGACAAUCCACCAGGAACUUAUCGUGAUCCAAAUGAUACUAGUAGAUUUUUACCAUGUGAGAUAGGCUUUUAUCAAGAUCAAUCAGGACAAUUUUCUUGCAUUUCUUGUGGAGAUCCUAAAUCAUUUCGUACAGAGUCUGUUGGUGCCACAUCUAACUCAAGCUGUAAAUUCUAUUGUCCUGCUGGUCAGCAAAAGAACCCUAAUGCUAAUGUCUGUGAACAAUGUCCAAAAGGUUUCUAUAGAGAUGGUAGCAAAUAUUUUGAUCCUUGUGAUUCUUGCCCUAAAUCCUAUACCACAGCCCAGCCUGGAGCAGUCUCUGAGCUGAAUUGUUCAAUUUAUCAAUGCUCAGCUGGACAACAACCCAAUCCUGCCAACAAUGGUUGCAUUUCUUGUCCAAGAGGAACUUACCAACCCUCUCCAGACAGAACAAGUUGCCAGACCUGUCCACCAGGAACAAGUACACGUGGAACUGGAGCAUUGAAUAGCAGUUCUUGUGAAACCUUCUGCAGCUCUGGCUACUACAAGAAUGGUACAAGCUGUUUCCCCUGUGCUAUUGGUUUAUUCAAAGAGAAUAACAUUGAUCUGUUUAGGAAUUGUACACCAUGUAAGAAUUCAUCUUUUGUCACUGCUAACAUGGCCGCCACUUCUAAUGACAAUUGCACUGUCUUAAACUGUGUUGAGGGCUUUAGGACUAACCAAGUGACACAGAUGUGUGAAGCCUGUCCUAAAGGAAGUUAUCAGGACAAGAAGUACCAAGACACUUGUAUCCCAUGUCCACCUGAUCAAUCCACAAAAACAAGUGCAUCGACUAAAUCAAGUGAUUGUGAAAACUUUUGUCCAUCUGGAUUUGUAAAAGACAACAAUGGCACCUGUCAGCCCUGCACUCGUGGUUUCUUUAAAGAUAAUUCCAUUGAUUUAUUCAUGAACUGCACUGCUUGUAAUGAUAGCUUUGUGACUCCAAAUAAUGCCUCUACAUCUGCUAGUGAAUGCACUGUCCCCAACUGUAAAGCAGGUAGCUAUAUAGAUGUUAAUAGCAACAGUUGUAGCAAGUGCCUCAAGGGAGAGUAUCAAGAUGAAAAGUGGCAGACGUCCUGUAAGCAAUGUCCACCAGACAGAGACACAGAGACUGUUGGCUCUGUAACUUUCAGUCAAUGUUUGUUAAACUGCUCUAUAGGCAAAGAAAAUGUGAAUGGCUCAGAUCUGUGCACACCUUGCCAGGUGGGCUACUACAAAGAUAAGCAAGGCUCAACACUGUGUAAACCCUGUGCUAAUCUUGAUGACAAUGAUAUUACAAUCUCUGCUCAGACUGGUGCUACAAGUCAAACUAACUGCUCUAAAUUGGUGUGUCAAGCUGGAUACUAUCCACUGAAUACUUGUACUCCUUGUGACUAUGGCUGGUACCAACCCAGCAAGUGGCAAGAUACAUGUUUAGCAUGUCCUUCAAACAAAACCACCUACAUAAGAGGAUCAUCUAAUGCAAGUGAUUGUGAGGUCCAAUGUGGCAAAGGUCAGGAGAUUGUGAAUGGUGUCUGCCAGAAUUGUCAGAUUGGAUUCUACAAUGAUAAGAGAGAUCCUAGUAGAAGGUCCUGUCUCUCUUGUCCUAUAGGAUAUAUUACUUCUAGGACAGGAGCUGAUGAUGUGUCUUUAUGUUCUAUCACUGACUGCUCCAAGCCUGGGGAAUACAGGAAUCCUAUUGACAACAAAUGCUACCCAUGUCCAGUGGGCACUUAUCAGGACACACCAAGACAAAAUAACUGUAAACCUUGUCCAUCUUUGACCACAACCCAAUCUGAAGGCAGCUCAAGUAUUAAUUCUUGUAUAGAGAAUUGUACAGCUGGAAGUGAAUACAUAACAAACCAGUGUGUUCCUUGUCGUCAAGGUUAUUAUAGACCUCUUUCAUCUUGGAGUUGUCUACGCUGUCCCUCGGAUCGCACUACAGUAAAAACUGGUUCUUUAUCAAUAGUUGAUUGUUCUCAAGUUAUUUGUGCUGUUGGGCAAGCAUUUAAUGGUACAAGAUGUGCCAAUUGUCCGAAGAAUACAUACCAGGAUAGCACUGGCCAGUUUACCUGUAAAGUUUGUCCACCCAACCAAAUAACAGUGACAGAAGGAACAGCAACUAUUACAGAUUGUAAAUAUCCUUGUGAUAUUGGCUUAAAGUGUUCUGUGACAGAGAACUGUAUUGAUGAUACAUCUUUGAUUGAAGGCUUUAGAUGUCAGUGUGCCCCAGGCCAUGAAAAAUAUAAGGGUCUCUGUAUACAUAAAUGUGACAUUCCAAACUACUGUGGUGACAGAGGAACUUGUGUAAGGUCAUCAGCUGAUUGUCAAUGUAGAGAUAGCUACACUGGAUUACUUUGUGAUAUCAGACCAAAUUCUGAAGCUCUGUCCCAGAGAGAAAAUCAAACAAUUUUAAUAGCUGUGAUAACCACUGUUUGUGGAGUGCUUUUCUUAAUCUUGUUAAUAGUUUGUAUCUGUGUGAUGACAAGACGCCGAACUCCAAAACAUAAAACUCCAUUCAGUGAAUUUGAUGAGCGAGCAAGUAUAGCCACUCGCUCCAUGAAAGGUUUUGAAGACUAUCCAACAUUUGCAAUAAAUCCAGCUUUUUCUGCUAAACCACCUUCUCUAUUAGGAGGACCACUAAAUGCUUUGCCUUCACAGUCUUUAAAAAUGUACAAUAACCCAACAUUCACUGGAGAUGAAGAUAAUGAUCCAGCUGUGUACAGAGCAUGACAUCUGAUAAUCCAUUAGACAGCCACCAUGACAUGUUAAUUAGACAGCCGCCAUGACAUGUUAAUUAGACAGCCACCAUGACAUGUUAAUGUAACUAAUUAUUUGUUAUUAAAUAUUUAUUGAGACUUUUUAUAUGAUUGAAUCACAUUGUAAAGAAUUACUAUGUAUAUUGUCAAGAGGUACUGUACAUUUACUUCUGUUAUGAAGUACUGUGUAUUCACACUGAAUCAGGUUGAUUGUUGUACUAGUCUAAAUGUACAGUGUUGAAUGAAAGUGUUGCUUUUGUUAUUGAUCUCAACUCUACUCUACUCUAUCUAGUAUGUCUAGACUCAAAAGUUGAACUACUAUGUGUAACUCAUUCAUCUAGUGUUUCUGUCAUAGAUAGAAAGAAAUAUGGUAAAGGUACUUGUUGAAUGUCAAUAUUUGUACAGUAUUCAAACUUAUGAUCAAUAAAUAUAAUAUUUUUAGAAGCGGCCUUAGAAUCCUUUAAUUUUAGAAUGGUUGAAAGAAUUAUUUUUUUCUAAUAUUGAUACUUCCUAAAGAGAAAAUGAAUAGCAUUGUUUGAAAUAAUUAAUCAUUUAAUUGAAUGAAACUAAUUCAGUGCAUCAGAUUUGUUUCCUUCUGUAUUUUUUUUUUACUUUUUAUUUUUAUUAAAGAACAUUCAGCUGUAUGAACCAAAUAA